AUGGCCUUGACAAGACUGUCAACCCACAACUCGUCUUCGACGUUGGACGCCGCUGAAUACCAUCCGCAAGAACUCAAUGCCUCCGACCUCAACACCGAUGCCCGGUCGCUGGUGUCGCUCUCGCUGGCAGAGGACUUUGACGGCACUUCUGCCAAACUCAAGGUCACCCGUACCGAGACGGUGAAGUCGCUUGCUGAGCUCGGGGUGCUGCGAGAUAUCCCGGUGCCGGACAUUAAUGCCCCCCCGGUGACCGACCCCAUUUUCCCGGAAGAAUACACCCUCGAAACCGAAACUGGCUUGGUGCCAGUCCAAACCCUCCAGUCGAUGGGGCGGGUCAAACUGAGGGUGACCCGGCGCCGGUCGCAGAUCCUCGCUCAGGAAGCCGACCUGGAUUUCGACCCGGCGAAGAUCGCCCAAUUGGAAAAGGAAGAAAGCGAGGAAAUGAGCGCUAAGAUCAACAAGCUUGAAGAGCUUGAUCCUGAGAUCCAGUUCGUCACUUUCACUCCUGGUGACCCUGAAAACCCUCACAACUGGAACUCCACCUUACGCUGGAUAUACACGAUUAUCCUCUCCAUUCUCGUCAUUUGUGCUGCUUACGGGUCGUCGCUGAUUGCCCUGGGUUUGUUUUUGAUCAAUGAAAAAUUCCACGUUUCUGAAGAAGUGUCGACGCUCGCCUGUUCGUUGAUGGUGCUUGGUUUCGCGGUUGGCCCUUUGAUCUGGGCUCCUUUAUCUGAACAGAUCGGCAGACGCCCCGUGUACAUCAUUUCGUUUGGUCUCUACGUCAUCUUCAACAUCCCCGUCGCCUUAGCGCCCAACAUCGGGACCGUGCUCGUGUGUCGUUUCCUCUGUGGCGUGUUUUCGGCCCUGGCGCUUACCAACGUCGGUGCCUCGCUUGUCGAUAUCCACAACGAGACGCGGUCGUUGGCCAUCGCCUUCUUCUCAUUCGCUCCCUACUCGGGUCCCGUGUUUGGCGGUGUCGUCAACGGGUUCAUCUCCGUCGACUCCGGCCGCUACGACUUGAUGGUGUGGGUGAACAUGGCCUUCGCCGGGGUGAUGUGGAUCAUCGUGGCGUUGAUCCCCGAGACCUACGCCCCCGUCAUCCUUAAGAAGCGGGCCAAGCGUCUCCGUAAGGAAACCGGUAACCCCAAGAUCAUGACCGAACAAGAAGCCACUCCCUUGUCGGUGAAGGAACUUAUCAAUGACUGCUUGGUGCGCCCGUUGAAAUUCGUCGUCACCGAACCCAUUCUUGUCCUUGUUUGUGGUUUUGUCGCUUUGAUUUACUCGUUGCUUUACGCCUUCUUCUUUGCUUACCCCGUCAUUUUCGGCGAAUUGUACGGUUUCAAAGAUGACAAGGUCGGGCUCAUGUACAUCCCCAUUCUUAUCGGGGCCGGGUUAGCCUUGACCACCACCCCGAUCUUGGAGAAGAAGUACGCCGCUCUCGUCAAACGCCGCAAGCCCGAACCCGAAGACCGGUUGGUCGGCGCCAUGUUGGGGUCGCCUUUCCCCUGUAUCUCGUUGUUCAUCUUGGGGGCGACUCUGUACAAGCACAUCAUUUGGGUCGGACCGGCGUCGUCGGGGAUCGCCUUCGGCUACGGGAUGGUGUUGAUUUACUACUCGUUGAACAAUUACAUCAUCGACACUUACGCCAAGUACGCCGCCCUGGCGUUGGCGACCAAGGUGUUCUUGAGAUCCGGCGGUGGUGCCGCCUUCCCCUUAUUCACCACGCAAAUGUACCACCGGUUGGGUUUGCAGUGGGCGUCGUGGUUGUUGGCGUUCAUCUCCUUGGCCAUGAUCGCCAUCCCCUUCAGCUUCUAUAAGUUUGGCAAGCAGUUGAGAGCCAAGUGGUGUAAGGAAGACUACACCGUUGGCAUUUAA
This is a messenger RNA of Diutina rugosa, 1875 nucleotides long. RefSeq names its product spermine transporter (gene TPO3). Gene Ontology annotation, cellular component: fungal-type vacuole membrane. Gene Ontology annotation, molecular function: spermine transmembrane transporter activity. The coding region runs from base 1 to 1875 and encodes 624 amino acids. Gene Ontology annotation, biological process: transmembrane transport; spermine transport. NCBI's taxonomy places the organism in Eukaryota, Fungi, Ascomycota, Pichiomycetes, Serinales, Debaryomycetaceae. The transcript has a single exon. The record is from RefSeq and is a predicted model, not a curated record.